Molecule: messenger RNA, 697 nt
Organism: Phytophthora nicotianae INRA-310
Lineage: Eukaryota; Oomycota; Peronosporomycetes; Peronosporales; Peronosporaceae
Exons: 1
Cellular component (GO): nucleoplasm
Source: RefSeq, a predicted model, not a curated record
CAUGAUGGAGCUGCCGAUCCAGAUCUCUAGGCUGCCUGUGACCCCUUCUGCCUCGCCCUUUUCCUCACCGUCGGCUUCGUCCAAGCUUGUGAACCCUAGUGCCAAUGCUACAGGCGGCGUCGGCUUCAAGCUGUCUUUGCUGACCCCAAGCAAGCCUUCGCUGCAUUGCUGUCUCGUGUUUCGCAACUACUACGUAGCCUGGCUGAGGCUUGUACAGGUGAACGUUGACGGCUCCAGCACAGAGUUGGCAACCACCUACCCGCUCAUGCAGCAUGUGCAUUGCGAGGACGAUGCGCAGAACUGGCAGAUCAUCAAGCUGGAUCAGCUGCCUGUGAGCUGGAAUCCACACAUAUUCGACAGCUUCUGCGUUUACCUCUCGCAGCCGUCGCCGCUCUGGGAAACGUGGGAGCUACGCGACGUUAAACUAUAUGUGUUACCACAGGAGCCGACUGAUGAGACUCAGGCUGCGGGCUUGUCGAGUCUACCAAAACUUGAGAGUGAUACACGUAUUAACCGGAACGGAAGUGCAGCCGAGGCCCGACUGACACAAUUGCUGGAACGCCGAACUUCACGGUCGACCUUAGCACACGGCAAUGCAGGAAGUGAUCCUGGUGCGAUUUAUGUGGAGGAGCAGGCCUCUCAUUGCUUGGACUUAGUAUUGAGACUGCGCGAGGUGCUUCAACUUAAGCAAGAAUAG